This is a messenger RNA of Rotaria sp. Silwood1, 372 nucleotides long. The record is from the annotation of a GenBank genome assembly. NCBI's taxonomy places the organism in Eukaryota, Metazoa, Rotifera, Eurotatoria, Philodinida, Philodinidae.
AUGCGAGUAAUGAAAGAAGAACAAUUACCAUUGGAACAUCAAGAUAAUAACAAUGAGCAUAAAUCUCAAGAAAAUCAAUUUCAUAGAAGAUUAGCUGAAGACAAAGUCAAUAGUAUUCGUACUAGUGUAAAUGCAUAUCAAGUCACAUUGAUAGACCUAACAUCUGAAAAUACUAAAAAAACAACUCGAAGAUCAACAAUGACUGUUACUUUACCUGAAAUUAAACAUUCGGCAAUUGAUGACAAAAAUUCAAAACUUAAUGUUAAAACUCGAUCUGAUUCGAUGGACAAAUGUCCUUUAUGUUUUAUGAUAUUUCCACAGAGGAUGAAACAUGCAGAUCGAGAACAACACGUUAACGAACAUUAUACAUAA